Procambarus clarkii (red swamp crayfish) is the source of this 516-nucleotide messenger RNA. The record is from RefSeq and is a predicted model, not a curated record. Lineage: Eukaryota; Metazoa; Arthropoda; Malacostraca; Decapoda; Cambaridae.
AUGCCCCCACGACGCCGCGGGUACGGCAUAUACUCAGGAACCACGAAAUCUGGCGAAAGCAAACACCCCGAACCAGAGGACACCGAAGACGAAGAACAAGGCAGAAACACCUUCACCGUAGAAGCAGCAGAUACAGGAACAGCGGGCGGAGUUUGCUGUGGCGGUAACACCUCCUCCGACAAAGCAGGAGACACAGAAGAAACGGCCGUAGACUCGAGAGGCGGCAAAACCGCCGACGACGAAAUAGGGAACAGGGGAGGGGGCACGGAACCCUCAGAGCGUGCAGCUUUCUUCAGCACCACCACCAGGUUGCCACACUCACCCUCAACCUCGCUAAGGGGAAACAACCCCCACGAGGAACCGGAACCAUCCGACGUGGGUGACGCACCCGAAGCAAGAGCCACAAGCUCCACACCGGCUCCCACCCCUACAGCAGGAGCCACACCAGGGCCUACACCAUCCACCGGAACCACACCAGCACCAGACGCACCAUCCUCGCACUCCACAUACGAGUAG